AUCUUUUAUACAUAGACUAAACUAUUAAUAAUAACGUCGAUAAUGAUGUACCGUGUUGUUUAUGUUCAAUUAGUAUGUAAUUAUUUUAAUAUAUUCAGGCCACCUUGUUGGCUACUCUGCGUUUUCCGUUUGACAAGUGGGCGGAUCUGUUGUCCCGUUUCCUAACCUCAAUAUGCAAACGAACUAGUUUUUAAACAUUUAUAAGCUAAAAAUAAAUCGACAAUGACUUCCAUGGUUGUUCGCGCGCUGCAGGAAAUCUUCCAGCCUAACGAAGAACGACUCAUAACAUAUUGCCAUGUCAGUAAAUACAUGAAGAAAAAGAAAACCUCUUUCUUGUGUCUUGUCAGCACGACGAGCCCCCCGAUCAAUAUAACAAUCGUACAAGUGAAAGAAACCGAUAAACACACUCAUAAAAGAAAGCGCAGUUGGGCUCUAGCUGAACUCAAAAAUGUGGACGGCUACAACGAAUCCAGUGAGACACAAGAGUUCGAUCUUCAUUUUGACAAAUUGUACCGUUGGGUGGCCACAAACGUGAAAGAACGCCACUCAUUCAUCCACCAUCUGUGGAAGCAAGCGGUUAAACAUAUAAUGAAGGAUAUGCCGACGUUCAAAAAUGUGCCGUUGUCGUGGAUCACCGAAGACGCCGUCACACCAGAAAACAAAUUCGUGAGUUCGCCACUGCUUGGAGAUAACGACUUGACUGAAGAUUUUCAAGCGAUCACGGAUAAGGAACAAGAAGAUUUGAAGAGGUUAAUGUCUGGAUGUGAGUUUGCAAUUAGUAAUGCUGAAGCUUUUAUGGAGAUAUUAGCAAGAGACUUGUCUCUGUUGGAUGGUGAAAAUGUUCAAUGUGUUCUGGCGUCUGAAGAGCAAGUGGAAAUGUUAAUGGGUCAGUUGAAGGUAGCGAUUGAUGAGGCUGAUAGACUUGAGAAACAACUGGAUUCGUAUGAUGAGAUUCUUUGUCAUGUUAGAGACACAAUGGAGAAGAUGGAAAAGAAGAACUCGAUGAUUUCUGUGGUGGAUAAAAAUAACCAGUUGUUGUUACGGGAGCUUGAAAAUAUUGUGACACGUUUGGACCUCCCCAGGAAAUAUCAAGAGACUUUAGAAGAUGCCGAUUUUACAACUCCACAAGGCCUAAAAGCGGCAGUGGAAGCUGGUAAUGCGUUAAAAGUUGCAAUGAAUUCAGACAUCGAUAAAGCUUUGCUGCAAAUGACCGCCGUUCAAGAACAGAGGCGUAGAUUUGAAAAAUAUAAGGAAAAAUUUUCGCGUAGUAUUUGUAGGCAGUUGAAUAAUUUAUUCAUUCAUUAUGGUAAUCAUAAAGGCGAGUCUGAUAAAACAGUGGAAGGGUUAAUAUUGCCUCAGCACAGUGGCGUUCAUAAAGAAUUAAAUUCAUAUAUAGACCUAAUGCACUGGAUUAAAGUCAUGGAUAGAAAGUCCUAUGAUUCCUUAAAAAGUGUAUACACUAAUUCACUAGGAAAAUUGUAUGAACGAGAUUUAAAAAAUUUAUUUGAGCUUGCAAAAACACGAAUUGCGGCGCCUGGAAUAGCAACGUCACCUACCACUCUUAUUGGCCUAGAUCGCGACAUGUGGUCCCUAGAAACAAGUACACACGACAGGAAAACUUAUAAAGUCACGUUAGAACAAGUAUUGACACAACUUGAGCCCGUUUGUUUACAGGAACAACAAUUUUGUGUUGCAUUUUUCCAGCUUGAUGUUUUGAGUCCAAGCUCCAAAAAUACUUUAACAACUCUUGAUGGCCCAGAAAUUGAUGUGAACGUCGUUUCACCACGUAAGGCGGAAAAACAAAUUAAUGAAGACGUGCGGAACAUGAUGAGUAAUUUAUUUUCAUGUUUGAAGAGCGAAUUAGAUAGUUUGAUUGAUCAUAUCAAAAGACAAGAUAGCUUUUACUGUAUGUAUGUGUUAGUAUGCCUAAACCAACACGUAAUGUCAGCACAGAGUACAUUCUUAAGCAAUACGUUCGCCUCUGUACUCAUUGAAGUCAAACGUUCGCUAGAUCAGUUUAUGCAAAUGCAAAUAGACUCGGUCAAAGAAUGUAAAUUGUCAAGGAAAUACAAGUGUGGGAUUUUGCCGUAUGUGUCCAAUAUUGAAGAAUUCGCUCUAAAUGCGGAUUGUUUGCUGAAAAGUGAUAGACGUGCAGAUUUGGAAAAGUGGUACACUAGACUCGUUGAUACUAUUUUAGAAUAUAUAGCGAUGCACUCAAAUGAUCAUCACAAAACGCCAUCACAAGUUAUAAAAAUGGAAAAUUACCAUCAUCUGUAUUCACUUUUGUCUCAGUUGAAAAUAUCAGUGCUGGACGCGCAGAGGAAAGAGGCUAAACAGAAGUAUAACGAUGCUUUGCAAGGAUAUGUUACUUUGUAUUUUGGUCGUCCCUUGGAAAAACUAAAUACAUUUUUUGAGGGAGUCCAAGCAAGAGUCGCAAGUGGUGUAAAAGCUUCAGAAGUUAGUUAUCAGUUGGCAUUUAGCAAACAGGAACUUCGCAAAGUGAUAAACCAGUAUCCUGGAAGCACGGUGAAAAAAGGAUUAGAAUCUUUGUACAAAAAAGUUGAAAAGCAUUUAUCAGAAGAAGGAAACUUACUACAAGUAGUGUGGAGAGCAAUGCAAGAAGAAUUUAUUAGACAGUAUAAAAUGCUGGAAGAUUUAAUCCAACAAUGUUACCCGGGAUCAAUGAUUAACUUGGAGUUUACAAUAGACGAUAUUUUACACUUCUUUUCAGAUAUCGCGAGGUCCCACUGAAGAAAUUCUAACUAAUUGUAAGUACGAAGUAAUUCAAUAAAUAAAUCAACUGUAUUUAUCAUGUUGCUGCAAUGCGCAAACAAAACCAGCAUUGCACAAUUUUUAUUAAAAAAAAUUAAAUACAAAAUGGUUACAA
Zophobas morio is the source of this 2887-nucleotide messenger RNA. It is a transcript of the gene Sec3, whose product is annotated as Secretory 3. Gene Ontology annotation, cellular component: plasma membrane; exocyst. Gene Ontology annotation, molecular function: phosphatidylinositol-4,5-bisphosphate binding. The transcript is spliced from 8 exons. Bases 223 to 2751 code for a protein of 842 amino acids. Gene Ontology annotation, biological process: exocytosis; Golgi to plasma membrane transport. The record is from RefSeq and is a predicted model, not a curated record. Lineage: Eukaryota; Metazoa; Arthropoda; Insecta; Coleoptera; Tenebrionidae.